This is a messenger RNA of Penicillium pulvis, 801 nucleotides long. Its product is annotated as guided entry of tail-anchored proteins factor 1. Gene Ontology annotation, cellular component: GET complex. The coding region runs from base 1 to 801 and encodes 266 amino acids. Gene Ontology annotation, biological process: tail-anchored membrane protein insertion into ER membrane. Lineage: Eukaryota; Fungi; Ascomycota; Eurotiomycetes; Eurotiales; Aspergillaceae. The transcript is spliced from 3 exons. The record is from RefSeq and is a predicted model, not a curated record.
AUGACAAAGGCGGAGAGACUCGCCUUGCAUUCCACACGCAUCGCCCGGACGUCAUUUUGUGCGACUUGCAUCAAGUCCCGCGAUCCCACAGCCUCUCGGAAAUCAACCUACGGAUCUGGUCUUUCGCUCCUCUUUGCUCUUGGCUUCUCCUUGAGCUGUACGCGUUCACGAACAUCCUACCUGGCCGACUGGCCAACCCCCGCCAUCAUGCUGUCACUCGUGCUCUUGAUCCUAUUCGUGCACAUCGCCAUCUACCUAAUCAAUACAAUCGGCGCAUCUACAGUCGACCUCCUGCUAUGGCAACUCUACCUGAAAGUGCCCACCUCCACCUCCCGCAAUGCCCGCGAACAGCAACGAUUGAAGGGCGAAGUUAUGAAGCUGAAGCGCGAGAUGAAUAGCACGAGCUCCCAAGAUGAGUUCGCGAAAUGGGCCAAGCUACGCAGACGUCAUGACAAGGUUCUUGAGGAAUUCGAGGCAAUGAAUCAGACCAUCUCGACACAGAAGAGCUCUUUCGAUUGGGCCGUUAAGAUCGCGCGCUGGAUCAGCACCAACGGACUCAAGAUGUUCCUACAAUUCUGGUACUCUAAGACACCCGUCUUUGCCCUGCCGGAGGGCUGGUUCCCGUACUACGUGGAAUGGAUCCUUUCGUUCCCGAGGGCACCGCUCGGUUCCGUGAGUGUUAACGUUUGGAACACGGUGUGUGCGAGCGCCGUUGCUGCCAUCGCCGAGAUUUUGGGUGCGGUGUUGGUGCGGGUUAUUGGUCAGAAGCAGGUUGCCAACGAAGCCAAGAAGACACAAUAA